AUGGACUCUUCAAAGCCCACCACAUCACUGUUCGACGUAUUCUUGCGGCUGCGACCUUCUUCUGCCGUCGACAAGGAGCGAUUCCUGGAUGUUGAGCAGCCCGAAAGCACCACGACCGGGUCACAAGCACCAACUCAUAUCACGAUCCAUCCACCAGUGAACGACAAUCGGAAACGAGCAGUCGAGAAGUUCGCCUUCACAAGUGUGUUCGAAGAGCAUGUCGGGCAGCGCGAGAUCUUCGAAAGCACUGGCAUAGUACCGAUCGUAGAAGGCGUCCUGGGUGGACAAGGACGGGAAGGACGUGAUGGCUUAGUAGCGACACUUGGUGUGACUGGGAGUGGAAAGAGCCAUACCAUCCUCGGCUCCAAGUCCCAGCGAGGCAUCACCCAACUCACCCUCAAUGUCCUCUUCCAACACACGGCACCCUACCUCGUGGACGCCGAGACCCGACCUACGAUCUUCCAAUCUCUAUGCUCAUCCGACGUCUCCGAAGCCCAGAUCCUGUCUGCAGCCGCUUACCUCGACUCCAUUUAUUCUCCCGGUGAAGCAGGCAGACUGAGCAGAGCCACCACACCAGCAAUGGUACGCGAGUCCACACUCUACACACUUCCGGGCUCAUAUCCCACCACCAUCAACACCAACAUGAACGGAGACUCAACGUCCUCCGGCACUGCGCGCUCAACGCCAGCAGUGUACGAAAGACUCUACCCUUCGCUUGCGAAGAACCAGAGUCGUCUACCACAUUCUCCUUCCAAACCUAAUGUCAUAACGAGAAGUAUCGCGAAGCUUACAUCUUCUUUUCAGCAGGAUGUUUCGUUCAUGUCUAUGCAGGCGUCGAGGAGGUAUAUGCCAAGAAUUUCGGCUCUGUCACAAUUCCCUGCCGUUGACGACAUCGGGAUUGAGGUGGACAAUAGUGCUGAGUAUGCUAUCGUCAUCAGCAUGUACGAGGUGUAUAAUGACCGCAUCUUCGACUUACUUACUGCAUCUGCUACUGCGAAAGCACCACAGAAGAGACGCGCGCUCUUGUUCAAAAGCACGGAGCUCUCACCCGACCGCAAAGUCGUCGCAGGCCUUCGAAAGGUGAUCUGCGCAAACCUCGAGGAGGCUCUCCUGGUAUUGGAGACUGGUCUUACCGAGCGUCGCGUCGCAGGGACAGGCUCGAACACGGCCUCAAGUCGAAGCCACGGCUUCUUCUGCCUCGAUGUCAAGAAGCGUCGUCGCUCUUCAAGCCACGUGGCAGUGCCUGGUCCCUGGAGCAACAGCACUCUGACCAUCGUUGAUCUAGCUGGAUCUGAACGAGCACGUACAGCGAAGACAGCUGGUGCCACGUUGGCCGAAGCUGGCAAGAUCAAUGAGAGUCUGAUGUAUUUGGGGCAGUGCAUGCAAAUGCAAUCUGAUAAUGCUCGCAACUCGACCCUCCCUGGAGCUGUGGAGCGCAUGGUGCCUUUCCGGCAAUGCAAACUUACUGAGCUGUUGUUCAGUAACAGCCUCAGUACUCACCACGGAGCAAUCCAUAAGGCGCCGCAGAAGUCGAUCAUGAUUGUUACUGCGGAUCCGCUUGGCGACUUCAACGCCACGAGUCAGAUUCUGCGGUACUCCGCUCUGGCACGUGAAGUAACUGUUCCACGAAUCCCAUCUGUGACGGCCACGAUCUUGGCUGCGUCUGCAGCUGCGCAUAACAAGCCCGCCAAUGGCCGCAAUUCGCCUUCGGCACUACAAGAAGAUCUGGAUGCUGCCCUCGCCGAGAUCAGCCGCCUGAGGCAGGAGCUAGAGGUUACCCAGGUCCUGCUAGAGGAAGAGACUCAGCGCCGCAUCGAAGCGGAAUCAAGCUGGCAAGUAGCCGAGAGCAGGAUCGAGGACGUGGAGGCUGAGAUCCGCGAGGAGGUCUUUGCAGAAAUGGAGGAUAGGCUGGAGAUGGAGAAGCGGAGAUGGCGUGCCGCGCGACAUGUCGAGAUGGAUGCGCAGGAUGAGCAUCUUGAUCGGAAGCUGGAUCUCUUGUCUCAGCAGAUGGGUGCAGAGGUGUAUGAGGAUGGGAUGGUGGGAAAGGAGAAUCUUGGGACUGUGGCCGAGGAGAGAUUUGUCGAGCUCGAGGAUGAGAAUACAGUUUUGAAGGAGAAGCUGGCUAAUGCUGAGAGGGAGAAGGAGGUCAUGCGUAGUCCGAGCAAGAAGAUGAGAGUACUGAAGCCUAGUCGGAAGUGGCAGGGAAGUGCUGGUGUGAGUUUGGACGAUUUGUAG
Recurvomyces mirabilis is the source of this 2235-nucleotide messenger RNA. RefSeq lists its product as uncharacterized. Lineage: Eukaryota; Fungi; Ascomycota; Dothideomycetes; Mycosphaerellales; Teratosphaeriaceae. Gene Ontology annotation, cellular component: nucleus; microtubule; kinesin complex. Gene Ontology annotation, molecular function: microtubule motor activity; microtubule binding; ATP binding. The transcript is spliced from 2 exons. Gene Ontology annotation, biological process: microtubule-based movement. The coding region runs from base 1 to 2235 and encodes 744 amino acids. The record is from RefSeq and is a predicted model, not a curated record.